AAUAUACAUAUAUGACACAUAAUGAGAAAUAGAGGAAAAUAAACACAUAUCUAAAUUUACAACAUCUGUCUAAAGACGAUUUUUAUGUUCCACGUUUUCGCUAAUUAGACAUCUAUCCGGGGUUUAUUUACAUAACGUCCAACAUUCUGCCAAUCACUUGGGCGUACGUCACAUUAUGUUUUUAAUAUUAACGAGCGACGCCUUCGCCGUAGUACUAUUGACAAAUUCUCCAGCCGGUCAGCGCUGUGGGAGUGAGCGCAGCCUGUUUCAGUCAGUUGUUGUGGCCGAAGAUGGCGGCGCGUGGACGUGUUCAGCUCCUUCUGCUCCUCAUGUCGCUCUCUCUCCUCUCCGUACACACUCUGAAACCACCUCCAGGCUUCGGGAACGCGCAUCCUCCUGCCGUCGCCAUGCACCAGCAGCUGAGAGCGGCGGUGCCGAAUCCCGCCGCCGCGUCCUCUGGUUCUCAGUCCAGAAGAUCCAGCGGGUGGAAGCUGGCAGAUGAACAGGCCUGCCGGGACGACGUGACCCGGCUCUGUCCCAAACACACCUGGACCAAUAACCUGUCUGUGUUGGAAUGCCUGCAGGACCGGAAGGAGGAGACGGAAAUCUCUGUGGAUUGCAACCAUCUCUUGUGGAACUACAAGUUGAAUCUCACUACAGAUCCAAAGUUCGAGUCGGUGGCUCUUGAAGUGUGUACGAGCACCAUGUUAGAGCUGAAGGAGUGUGCGGAUGAGGAAAGAGGAAAGGGCUAUCUGAUGUCCUGCCUGGUUGAUCACCGUGGCAACAUCACUGAACGCCAGUGCCAUCAAUACAUCACCAAGAUGACCAGCAUAAUCUUCAGCGACUAUCGGCUUAUUUGCGGAUUUAUGGACAAAUGUAAAGAAGACAUCAACACGCUGCAGUGCGGUAGCAUCGCUGUUGGAGAAAAAGACCUGCACCCUCAGGGCGAGGUGAUCGGGUGUCUGGAGAGAGCUCUCGUCAGGGAGGGGGAGCAGCAGGAACAGGCUCAUCCAAUCAAGAAUGAAUGUAAGAAGGCCAUCAUGCGAGUGGCCGAACUGUCGGCCGAUGACUUUCACCUUGACCGUUACCUCUACUUCUCGUGCCGAGAUGACCGCGAACGCUUCUGUGAAAACACUCAAGUGGGAGAGGGCAGAGUCUACAAAUGUCUGUUCAAUCAUAAAUUUGAGGAGGCGAUGUCUGAAAAGUGCAGAAACGCCCUGACCACUCGACAGAAGCUCAUUGCUCAGGAUUAUAAGGUCAGUUACUCCCUCGCCAAAGCCUGUAAGGCUGACCUGCGCAAAUACCGCUGUAACCCGGACAGCAGCAUGCCCCGGGCGAGAGAAGCCAGGCUAUCUUACCUUCUCCUGUGUCUAGAAUCUGCAGUUCACAGAGGUCGUACGGUGACUGGUGACUGUCAGGGUGAGAUGUUGGAUUACAGACGCAUGCUGAUGGAGGAUUUUUCUCUGAGUCCUGAGAUUGUGCUUCACUGUAGGGGAGAGAUUGAAGCCCAUUGCUCCGGACUGCACCGUAAGGGUCGGACCCUUCACUGCCUCAUGAGAGUGGCCCGUGGGGAUAAGGGCACGGUGGAUAAUCUCUGCCAGACAGCGCUCCAGACUCUGAUCCAGUCGGCAGACCCCGGUGCUGAUUAUCGUAUUGAUCGAGCUUUAAAUGAAGCCUGUGAAUCUGUGAUCCAGACAGCCUGUAAACACAUCCGCAGCGGAGACCCGAUGAUUCUGUCUUGUCUGAUGGAGCAUCUCUACACAGAGAAGAUGGUGCAGGACUGUGAGCAUCGACUUCUGGAGCUCCAGUACUUCAUAUCCAGAGAUUGGAAACUCGAUCCCAUCUUGUAUCGUAAAUGUCAGAGCGAUGCAUCCAGACUCUGUUACACACCGGCCUGGAAUGAAAGCAGCGAGCUGAUGCCUCCUGGAGCCGUUUUCUCCUGUCUGUACCGUCACGCUUACCGCACAGAAGAGCAGGGCAGGAGGCUGACGAGAGACUGUAAGGUGGAGGUUCAGAGAGUUCUUCAUCAGAGAGCUUUAGACGUCAAGCUGGAUCCUGAUCUCCAGAAACGCUGUAUGAUUGACUUGGGCAAAUGGUGCAGUGAGAAGACCGACACUGGACAGGAGCUGGAGUGUCUACAGGAUCAUCUAGAAGACCUGGUGUCCAAGUGUAGAGAUAUAGUGGGCAACCUGACCGAACUGGAGUCAGAGGACAUUCAGAUUGAAGCUCUUCUGAUCCGAGCGUGUGAACCGGUCAUUCAGAGCCACUGCCAUGAUGUAGCUGAUAAUCAGAUAGAUACAGGGAAUCUUCUGGAAUGUCUGGUGCAAAACAAACAUCAGAGAGAAAUGAAUGAAAAGUGUGCUGUGGGUGUCACUCAUUUCCAGCUGGUUCAGAUGAAAGACUUCCGCUUCUCCUACAAGUUUAAAAUGGCCUGUAAAGAGGACGUGGUAAAACUGUGUCCCAACAUUAAGAAAAAGGCAGACGUGGUCAUCUGUCUCAGUACCACAGUGAGAAACGACACGUUGCAGGACGUAAAAGAUCAACGUGUUUCUCUGAAAUGUCGUAAACAGCUGAGGGUGGAAGAGCUGGAGAUGUCCGAGGACGUUCGACUGGAGCCUGAACUGCAUGACGUCUGUAAGAAGGAUAUCAACAAAUUUUGUUCCUCUGUUGCCUAUGGAAAUGCUCAGGUCAUUGAGUGCCUCAAGGAGAACAAGAAGCAGCUUUCUCAGAUUUGUCAUCAGAAGAUCUUUAAGCUUCAAGAAACAGAAAUGAUGGACCCCGAACUGGACUAUCAGCUCAUGCGAGUGUGCAAGCAGAUGAUUAAGCGUUUUUGCACAGAGUCUGAUGCCAAGAACAUGCUGCAGUGUCUGAAACAGAAUAAGAACAGUGAACUGAUGGAUCCAAAGUGUAAACAGAUGAUUACUAAGAGACAGAUCACUCAAAACACAGACUACAGAUUGAACCCUGUGUUAAGGAAGGCUUGCAAGGCAGACAUCCCCAAGUUCUGUCAGAACAUUCUCAACAAAGCCAGUGAUGCUAACGAACUAGAAGGUCAAGUCAUAUCCUGCCUAAAACUCAAGUAUGCAGACCAGCGAUUGUCUUCAGACUGUGAAGACCAGAUCAGAGUUAUACUUCAGGAGUCUGCUCUCGACUAUCGGCUGGAUCCACAGAUGCAGGCUCACUGUGGCAAUGAAAUCACGCGGCUGUGUGCCGAAGAAGCCACGGCUCAGGAACAGACGGGUCAGGUGGAGGAAUGUUUGAAGAACAACCUCCUGAAGAUUAAACAGGAGGAGUGCAAGACGGAGGUGUUAAACAUGCUUAAAGAAAGUAAAGCGGAUAUAUUUGUGGAUCCUGUGCUGCACACUGCCUGUGCGCUGGAUUUAAAACAUCACUGCGCAGCCAUCACACCUGGAAGAGGCAGACAAAUGUCCUGUUUAAUGGAAGCUCUGCAGGACAAGCAGGUGCGUUUACAGCCCGACUGUAAGAAAAGAUUACAGGAUCGCAUAGACAUGUGGAGCUACGCGGCUAAGGUGGCACCAGCUGACGGUUUCUCAGAUUUGGCUCUCCAAGUGAUGACAUCACCCUCAAAGAAUUACAUCCUGUUCAUGAUCACGCUGUCUGUGUCCGUCCUCUUCCUCGUGGGUCUUCUGUGUGGCCGUAUCACCAAGCGUGUGACCAGAGAGCUGAAGGACAGUGACCAGAAGUCCCCAAAAAGUCUGUAGUAUGAAUCCCACCGGUCAUCUCUAGUGUGAAAAGAAAUGGUGUAUUGGUGCAUUUACUCUUGAAGUUAAUAAUACAACAGCUGUGAUGUUUAUGUGCAUCUGGUGAGGCAUCAAUGACACAAAGGUUUUUGCAUGCUUUUUUAUUCAAUAAGAGGUCUUUCUUUAUUGCCUUUAUAAGCAUUAUAUGCUGUGGAUGCAAAGGUAACCAGAUGAGUCUCAUGACAACAUGCACAGGCCACUACAUGAUUAAAAGAAGAAAAGAAAAUCUUUUGCAAUCUUUUAAGAUAUUAUGCAUUGUGGCCUUACUUUCAUAAUUCUCAUCACUGUAAUGCUCUGUAAUGUCAUUUUUUUAGUAUCAUUUAACUUUUUAGUCUUUGGUUAACGCUACUAAAUUCUUAACUUGAACUAGUUUAAACUAGCAGUACAGUAAUACUGUAAUUGUGUACCAUACUUCAUUUUAUCGAUUACAGGAAUGAGAUUUGGAAGGUGAAUGAGCUUCCCACCUUUCAGAAAAAUAGAUUUUCGUUCAGCAAAAUUUCAUUUCUUACCAGGAUGUGACCUGACAUUCAGCAUGCCACUGUAUAUUAACAGUUUGUUUAAACAGGAGCUGAAUGACUAUUUCUCUUAUCUAAUCUGUCCUACACAUCUGUUUAUCGUCUCUCUGGCAGAGAGUUGUAAAGCUGUAUAAAACCUGUUUGCCCGCUAUACUUGUAAUAACAGCAUUUGGGAAGAGAUUUGUACAUUUUAAUAUUUUCCUAGACUUGAACAAAGAGAGAUGUGGGCUUAAGAGACCUCUGAGCAUUGAUCGUAUUAAUGUGAUUGUGUAAAUUAAAGAGCUAAUGUGCAAACUACAGACCACGUCCAAGCUUUCUGGUUUAUACUUGGACGGUAAAAUUGACUGAUCGUACGAUCAUGUUUGACUAUAUAUUGUAGAUAAGGAAAUGUUGAUUUAAUUCCAGAUAUAUUUUAUGUUUUGAGGUUUUUGUUUUAUGCUUUACCUUCAUGACAACAGGUUUUUAUUUAUUGUUGGUAGAUUUUGUAUAGUUGGGUCAUCUGUCACUUACUUCUUUACCACUUUAGUCGUCCAAAUCCUCCACUAGUGUGUACGAUCAAGUGCCAUGAAAAACUGCUUAAAUGAUUGGUUAGUUGUUUUGAAUAUGCCAGAGAGUUUAGGUUUAUAAAAAAAGGGCAGUGAAAUGUUUUUCUUUGUAACAUUUGAAAUCAUCUGUUAAAACCAAAAACAAAAGGAAAACCACUAACAUCACUCGUAAAAUUCCUCACAGGACGUAGUGAUGAACAGUCAUAAGUGCAGAGCCAAAGAUGAUCCUGCUUUGUUUUAAUGACCCAACAAAUUCAUUCUGGCCCCAACCUCGACAAAAAGAUUUCAUGCAAAUUAACUUAACAUUGUAAAUUCGUAUGCCUGUAAUAUUUGAUCAGUUUUUUUUUCAUUCUGCCAUGUUAUAUUGUUAUGAUGACAAAUCAAACUUUAGUUGUUUUCUCUAAUUCUGUACAGAUUAUGAAUGAGUUUAAUAAAACUUGGAUUUCUUAACCCUU
Paramisgurnus dabryanus is the source of this 5276-nucleotide messenger RNA. RefSeq names its product golgi glycoprotein 1b (gene glg1b). Gene Ontology annotation, molecular function: fibroblast growth factor binding. The record is from RefSeq and is a predicted model, not a curated record. Gene Ontology annotation, cellular component: Golgi membrane. Lineage: Eukaryota; Metazoa; Chordata; Actinopteri; Cypriniformes; Cobitidae.